Molecule: messenger RNA, 237 nt
Organism: Cooperia oncophora
Lineage: Eukaryota; Metazoa; Nematoda; Chromadorea; Rhabditida; Trichostrongylidae
Source: the annotation of a GenBank genome assembly
AUGUACAUUUGGACUCGGGAUCAAGCAAUAGAACUGAGAUCGAAACUCCGAAUGGACCUCACUAUAUUCUGUGACUCUCUCAGUUCAGCAGGCCAUGCCUUGGAUGAUCCCGUUGAGGAACGUCGCUUCAUUCAUCCCGAGUCAGGACGAUGGCUUUACCGUGGCGAGCGACCACCUCACUACGCACGUCAUCUACCUGCACCUGGACACGAAGUACUGGUUCACAACACCACUAGG